AUGGGCAGCGGAGCUGGAGAUCCUGAUGGUGAUAGUGGGCAACCCGCAGCAGUUGAAGAUGCCCGACCGGUUCCUGAGCAGGCACAAGGACAGCACGGCCGACGAACGACGCGCGGCCGCCAGGUGAGGCGGACGAGGGGGGUGCGGGGAGGAGAGGGCGCGGUGGGGAGGGGGGAGGUGGUGGGGGGAGGGCACAGUGAGAAGGGGGGAAGUUCGCGGCACUGCCCUUCGCCGUGUCGCACAUGGGAGCGUGCGGAGGAGCGCGCGGAGGAGCGCGCGGCGCUGCCCUCCGCCGCGACGAACGACGCGCGGUCGCCAGGUGAGGCGGACGACGGGGGAGGGGAGGGCACGGUGGGGAGAGGGGAGGUCGCGGGGGAGGGCGCAGUGGGGAGACGGGAAGAGUGGCAGCAGCUGGGGUUUGUGCAAGCAGGGCAGCUCGAACCGGCACCUCUCUCCCCCCUGCCUCACCCCACUCCUUCCCAUUCCCCCCCUACCCCCUGCCUGACUGCCCGAUCCGCCCCUAACCCCCUCCAGGCGGGCAGCAGCAAGCACAAGGUGCAGGCGAUCAAGGAGGUGCAGGCGAUCAAGGAGGUGCAGGCGAUCAAGGAGGUGCAGGUGGAGGAGCGAGGCAGCUGCCCUCCAAUCAUACUCGCGGUGCAGUCAAGGGGCGCUCAUGGGGGGCAAGAGGGUGGGUCGGGAACAGGGAGUGGUAGUGGGUCGGGAACAGGGAGUGGUAAUGGGUCGGGAACAGGGAGUGGUAGUGGGACAGGAGGGACAACUGAAUCUGGUAUUGGGAACGCAAGUGGAAGUGGGAUGGGGAAUGAGAGUGCGAGUGAGAAGGAUAAAGGUGCAAAUGGACGUUGGAACAGCAGCGGUAGUGGUGCUAAUACUGAGAACAGUGGUGCUGGCAGCAGUGGUGCUUGCAGCAGCAUCGAUGGAGGAAUCCAUCUGCACCGUGUGGGCAUGCGUGUGUGCACGUGUGUGUGCACGUCUGUGUGCAUCCGUAUGUGCAUGUGUGUGUGCAUCAACACGGGAGCAGUGUUGGUGGAGAAGAGGCGAAUAGCGGAGGAGGUGGCGCGCACGCUCAAGCUCACAGUGGACCUCCACAGUGACUCAGCUGCGUGA
Molecule: messenger RNA, 1125 nt
Organism: Closterium sp. Naga37s-1
Lineage: Eukaryota; Viridiplantae; Streptophyta; Zygnematophyceae; Desmidiales; Closteriaceae
Source: the annotation of a GenBank genome assembly